Messenger RNA from Lemur catta (Ring-tailed lemur), 2770 nucleotides. It is a transcript of the gene ZNF677, whose product is annotated as zinc finger protein 677. Gene Ontology annotation, molecular function: RNA polymerase II cis-regulatory region sequence-specific DNA binding; DNA-binding transcription activator activity, RNA polymerase II-specific. Bases 107 to 1768 code for a protein of 553 amino acids. The record is from RefSeq and is a predicted model, not a curated record. Gene Ontology annotation, cellular component: nucleus. Lineage: Eukaryota; Metazoa; Chordata; Mammalia; Primates; Lemuridae. The transcript has 4 exons. Gene Ontology annotation, biological process: regulation of transcription by RNA polymerase II.
GAUGAUGAGGAUGAAGACCUUUAUGAUGAUCUACUUCCACUUAAUGAAUGACUAAUCUUACCUGAGAAAGAAAUCCAGAGGAAGAGGAAAGAAAGAAGAGGAGGGAAUGGCACUUUCCCAGGCACUGUUUACAUUCAAGGAUGUGGCCAUAGAAUUCUCCCAAGAGGAGUGGGAAUGCUUAGACUCCGCUCAGAAGGCUUUGUACAGGGAUGUGAUGUUAGAGAACUACAGGAAUCUGCUCUCCCUAGAUGUUUGUGAGGAAUUAUCAAAAGAAGACAUUAAUAAAGAGGAAUUAUACCAUCUGGUGAUACUGGAAAGAAAUGAAAGCCAUGGCAUCAAGGAAGUCUGGAAAAAUAUGUGUAAGUUUGACAGCCCAUGGGGAUAUGAUACAAGAAAUUACAAAGGAGUGCCUUUUACCCAUAACAGAAAUCUCAUUUAUAGAAAAGAUCAACAACAUAAUAAAUCCUCAGUUAAUUUUUCUUUAAAGCAGAAUGUUUCUGUAAGAGAUAAUACCUACCAACAUUUUGUACAUAGCAAGCCAUUCAUAAGGAAUUUGUUAAAACUGAAAAAUAACAUAAGCUAUACUGGAAACAAGUAUGUGAAGUGUUUUGAAAAUAGGAUUGGAUUAAGCCUAAAGGCACAUCUUGCUGAACUGCAGAAAUUUCAAACUGAGGAGAAAACUUAUGAAUGUAAUCAAGUUGAGAAGUCUAUCAACAAUAGUUCCUUAGUUUCACCACUUCAAACAAUUUCUCCUAGUGUCAAAAACAUUUAUAAUAAAUAUAGGAAGAUUUUAAAACCCCCUCUGUUACCUACACAGUGCAGGAGAACACACAUCAGAGAAAAAUCAUACAAAUGUGAUGACUGUGGAAAGGCUUUUAGCAAAAGUUCCAACCUUACUAAUCAUCAGCGAAUUCAUUCUGGACAGAGACCGUACAAAUGUAAUGAGUGUGGCAAAGCCUUUAACCAGUGUUCAAAUCUCACAAGACAUCAGAGAGUCCAUACAGGAGAGAAACCAUAUAAAUGCAAUGUAUGUGGCAAAGUCUGUAGUCAAAAUUCAAAUCUUGCAAGUCAUCAGAGAAUGCAUACUGGAGAAAAGCCUUACAAAUGUAAUGAAUGUGGUAAAGCAUUUAUCCAGCGUUCACAUCUUUGGGGUCAUGAGAGAAUUCAUACUGGAGAGAAACCUUACAAAUGUAGUGAAUGUGACAAAGCCUUUGCUGAGCGUUCAAGCCUUACUCAACAUAAGAGAAUCCAUACUGGAGAGAAACCUUACAUAUGUAAUGAAUGUGGCAAAGCUUUUAAGCAGUGCUCACACCUCACUAGACAUCAGAAUAUUCAUCCUGGAGAGAAACCACACAAAUGUAAUGUGUGUGGCAAGGCUUUCAUCCACAGUUCAAGCCUCCUGGAACAUCAGAGAAUUCAUACAGGAGAAAAACCUUACAAAUGUAAUAAAUGUGAUAAGGCUUUUAUCAGAUGUUCACACCUGUGGGGUCAUCAAAGGACUCAUACUGGAGAGAAACCCUACAAAUGUAGUGAGUGUGGUAAAGCCUUUACUGAACGUUCAAAUCUUACUCAACAUAAGAAAAUCCAUACAGGAGAGAAACCUUACAAAUGUAAUGAAUGUGGCAAAGCUUUUACCCAAUUUGCAAACCUUACUAGACAUCAAAAAAUACAUACUGAAAAGAAACAUUGUAAACAUAAAAUACAUCGUAAUGCUUUUAUCCAAAGUUCAAACCUUGGGCAUCAUCAGAAAACUCAGAGAAAAACAUAACAAAUAUAAUGAAUAAGACAAAACUUAAAUGUUCAAGCCUUAUCAACAUCAGAGACUCCACUAUGAAGAAAAGCCAUAUAAAACUAGUAUAUGUGGAAAGGCCUUUAGCCAGUGCUCACACAUCACUUGACAUUAGUAUACAUGUCUUUGAGAGAAACCCCAGAAAUAAAAUGUGUAUGGCAAGGCUUAUCCAAAAUUCAAGCCUUGUGGAACAUCCACAGAGCUCUUAUUGUAGAGAUACCUUACAAAUGUAGUGAAUAUGAUCAGCCUUAUAAAAUAUUUACAUCUUUGUGGUUAUGACAAUAUAUUCAAGAUGGAAACCAUACAAAUAUGUCAAGGCCUUUAAGCAAUGGUCUGACUCAGGAUAUACCAAAGAAUUCAUAAUGGAGAGGAACAUUACAAAUGUAAUGUGGUAAAUUGUUUAGCCAAUUCUCUCAAUGGAUUACAUAUACAAAAAUUUAUUCUAGGGGGCACUAAGUCUCUAUUCCUUCUUGAGGAUUAACUGAUUUCAUGUUAAAUUCCACAGAUGAUUACAAAGUGAAAAUCAUUUAAAACUCAUGAGAUAAUGUGUGUCAAAAGAACAGGGACAUCUGCAGAAAGAUCUGUCUUCACUUUAUUUAUUUGAGAUUUCUUAAGAAGGCUUUGUUAUUGAUGAAUUACAACUUGACAUUUGAAAUCUGUUGAUGGUAUAUCUUCGUUACAUGACUUUCGUGUAUCAUGAUUGUCUCAAAGAAGGGAUUGAUAAAAUGGAAGGGCCUAAAUAUACAAUAUAGUAUAAAUGUGAGAGCAUGGGAGUGAAACAAUAGAGUUAAAACUGUUAUCUAAGUUACCAUGCUUUAUGUAGUCAGGACCCCUUUCCUGAUUUGUUGAUACGACUGAGAACUUCUGUUGAUUAUAGGAAAGGUAAGCUUACUGUACAAGAUGACCAGGAAACACAGCCGGGCACAGUGGCUCACACCUGUAAUCCUAGCACUCUGGGAGGCCGAGGCGGGUGGAUCGCUC